AUGACUGAAGAUUUUUAUUUAAGUUCUCAACAAGCUGUUAUUACAUGGUACAAUUUUAAUGAAUGUGGUCGAGAUCUAAAACCAUGUCAGGCAGGCUUUUUUCUACCAAGAGAUGGAAGUCAAUCUUUGGCCUGUUGUCCUGGUUAUUUUUGCCCAGAAGGACAAGUCUGUAUGAUUCCUUGUCGAGAAGGUUCCUAUUGUCCGUCACCAUUACAAGCAAUAGAUGGAACCUGUAGAACUACAGUUGAAUGUCCAGAAAAUGAGCCAAAACAUUUUGGUCAGUACGGAUGUGGCGGAUCAGCAUUCGAAGGUUUCUGUCCAGCUGAAUCUUACUGUCAAAAUUCGAGCUCAAGCAUUCCAUGUCCGAAUGAUACAAACUAUUGUCCGACUGGUGUCCAGAAGCCAUUACCUUGUCCAUCCGGUUUUGUCUGUAUAAAUGGAAUAGCCCGACGACAACGUCUCAUAACAAUUGUUGUUGUUCUUGUCCUUCUUAUCAUAGUUCUCUAUACAUGUAUGGCCAUUAUUUCUCAAUGGCUCAUAUUACAAAAGAAAGUUUUUGGUGAACUUAAAUUAGUCGAUCCUCCUGGUAUAAGUGACUAUUUUAUAAAAAGUGAUAAAUCAAAUCGUUCGAUGCCACAAUUUCAACUUAAUAUUCAUCUUUAUGGUGCAAAAUUACGUAAUGUUACUCGUUUUGAUUCGAAACGAAAUCAAGGAUUUACAGGUCAAAUUACUGCUGGCCGAUUAACAGCCUUAAUGGGCGGUUCUGGAUGUGGUAAGAGUAGCCUUCUAGAAACAAUUCAUGGUCGACGAAGAUUACGUAGAAAUGGCUCUAUUACAUUUGCUGAACACGAACCAUUAUCAAAUCAAUUAACCGAUUAUAUUGGUUAUGUACCUCAAGCAGAUAUCAUGCAUAACGAUCUAACUGUAUUCGAAGCUGUUUAUUAUUCUGCAAGAACACGACGCCUUGCCGAAUCGAAAACAACUAUCAUCAAUGAUGUUUGUUUCGUUCUUGACAGAUUGGGUUUAGAUCGUAUGCACAACAGUAUGACAAGAACUUUAUCAGGAGGUCAAAGAAAACGAGUGAAUGUGGCAAUGGAAAUAGCUGCUUGUCCAAAAGUACUUCUUCUUGAUGAGCCAACAUCAGGUUUAGAUACAGUAUCAUGUGAUGAUUUAUUUGAUUUAUUACAAUUAAUUAAAUACAGUUUAGCUGGACCAGUUACUAUUAUAACGGUUAUUCAUCAACCAAGUCAAGAAUUAUUCGAAAAAAUUGAUGAUAUCUUCUUUUUAACACCAUUAUGUUGUUUAGCUUAUCAAGGUUCACGCGCACGAGCAAAAAGAUAUUUGAGAAAAAAACUUUUUUCUUCAGAUCCACACCAAUGCCCACAACCAAGACACAACGAUUGUGAUACUUGCUUUAUUAUGCUAACAAGAGUUCAACAUCACAUAGAUAAUCAUAGAGUAGAUAAUAACAGAACUAUUCAACCACUGGAAACAUAUUCAUGGUACAAACGAGUCUGGUUACCAUUCUUUUCUGUAAUAUCACGUUCCAUACGACAGAUGUAUGUACGUGGUGCUAUGGCCGAAGCUGCCUAUUUAAUUUCUUAUUUUUUACUCGGUGCAUGUCUUGGUUAUCUUUUCGAAAAUAAACAACAAGGUACAUGUGAUAUUCAAGUAUUGCCGACUGUGCCAAGGGACAUACUAUUCAGACAAGAGAAGACAAAUUGAGAUCGCACUAAGCGAUGGACAUCCUUUUAUAUGGCAGAACAUACUCCUUUGACAAGAUGAGAUAUUCCAAUGCGUAACAAGCGAUGAACGUUCUUUUCUAUGACAUGCGGUCAAGGAGCAUAUUAAGUAGAUAUAAUAGGCUAAUCGAGUUGGCAACACUCAAGCAAUGCCCUUCGAUAUGGCACAGAUCAGAAGUACAUCAUUAUAAUAUCAUUGAGCUUACGUAAAAUGAUGGACGUCCCUCAAAGUGACAUCCCGUAAUAUCUCUUGAGAUAAACGUAAUCCUUCUGUAUCCUUCUAUCAAACUAAUCUCCUUGUUCCUUCUCUCUCUUCCAUUUCCUCUGAUCUCUCUUCCAUUUCCUCUCCUUUCUCUUCCUUCCAUUUCCUCUCCUUUCUCCUUCUUCCCUUUUCUCUCUUUUUCCUCUCGCUUGGUUGGGGAGAAGAUAGAUCAGUUCAGUUGGAGAGGAAAUGGAAGGAAGAGAAAGGAGA
Molecule: messenger RNA, 2214 nt
Organism: Rotaria sp. Silwood2
Lineage: Eukaryota; Metazoa; Rotifera; Eurotatoria; Philodinida; Philodinidae
Source: the annotation of a GenBank genome assembly